AUGGAGAGCACCGACUCAUCCACCGGUUCCCAGCAACCGAACCUGCCGCCCGGAUUCCGGUUCCACCCCACCGACGAGGAGCUCGUCGUUCACUACCUCAAGAAGAAGGCAGCCUCCGCUCCCCUCCCCGUCGCCAUCAUCGCCGAGGUCGACCUCUACAAGUUCGACCCCUGGGAACUCCCCGCUAAGGCAGCAUUUGGGGAGCAAGAGUGGUACUUCUUCAGCCCGAGGGACAGGAAGUACCCGAACGGAGCGAGGCCAAACAGGGCAGCGACAUCUGGGUAUUGGAAGGCGACGGGGACGGAUAAGCCCGUGCUCACAUCCAAUGGAAACCAAAAGGUGGGGGUCAAGAAAGCUUUGGUCUUUUACGGUGGGAAACCCCCAAGAGGCAUCAAAACCAAUUGGAUCAUGCACGAGUACCGCCUCGUCGAUAAUAAGCCUAACAAUAAGCCUCCUGGUUGUGACUUAGGCAACAAGAAAAACUCUCUCCGGCUGGACGACUGGGUGCUGUGCCGAAUCUACAAGAAGACCAACACGCAGAGAUCACCUAUGGAUCAUGAAAGGGACGAUUCGAUGGAUGAUAUGAUUGGGAUUGGAGGGGUGCCUCCUUCGAUCAACGUGGGCCAAAUGAAUGCGAGGUUUCACCUUUCCAAGAUGUCCACGUUAAGCUAUGGUGGAACGGCACUACUGGAGAAUCAUCAUCAUGAUCAGAACUUGCUGGAAGGAGUCAUAUCGAGCAGCAACAACAAUAAGGAAUCAGAUCUUCAACUUCCCUUUGUGCCAACCAUGACUGCUUCGACUGCCUCUAAUUCAAACACGAAACGAACACUUUCGUCGAUGUAUUGGAGCAAUAACAGUGAAGAGGAGGACGUGAAUGGCACUAAAAGGUUGGGUUUGGAUGAAGAUCAUCAUCAUCAUCAUCAUAACAACAACAACAACAACGAGGGUGGUGGUAAUUCCAUAGCCACCUUGCUUAACCAGAUUCCUCAGACUCCUUCAUUGCACCACCAGCCAAUGCUUAGCUCAUACCCAUAUUCUAUACCUGGGAUGAAUUGGUACGCUUGA
This is a messenger RNA of Neltuma alba, 1065 nucleotides long. RefSeq names its product NAC transcription factor 56-like. Lineage: Eukaryota; Viridiplantae; Streptophyta; Magnoliopsida; Fabales; Fabaceae. The coding region runs from base 1 to 1065 and encodes 354 amino acids. The record is from RefSeq and is a predicted model, not a curated record. Gene Ontology annotation, biological process: system development; regulation of DNA-templated transcription. The transcript is spliced from 3 exons. Gene Ontology annotation, molecular function: DNA binding.